AUGGCCGAAGAUGAUGAAACAUUGUACAAGUAUAAACAUACCGAUUGGGUGAUUAAAACCGAUCCGGUAUCGCGUGCAACGGCGUGGCGACAGUCUCCGGCGACGGGUAUUCCGGCGAGACAUGCAGACGAUGAACAUAGGCCGUUUCUCUAUCUUACCUCUCUCUCCUUUGUAAGAUGCUACUCCUACAUCAGAGAUCUACCUUUUUUCUACUCAUCUCCUUCAUCGCAAUGUACUAGCUAUUUGGAGGGUUUUCACACAAUCCAGAAGUCGACUUGCUGUCGCAGACUACCUCCUGAUCCUGUUCUUCAUUUGCAGGCUGUAGAGGAACCAGAGAAAGAGGUAUCGGAUGCAAAAAGAAGCAAGUCAGGUGAAGAGGGGAAUGGAAUUGAAAAAGAAAAGGAAGAGGGGAAUCUAAAACCUACAAAGGAAAAUGUGAAACCGGAGCCACCGAGGGAUUACAUUCAUGUUAGAGUGAGAAGGGGUCAUGCUACUGAUUGCCAUAGUCUUGCGGAAAGGGUAUUAAAGGUGAGCUCCGAUAGCCUAUUACCUGCAAAUCCCGAAAUCCUUGAUGGAGUAGAUGACCUUAUGCAACUAAGUUAUCUAAACGAACCGUCAGUCUUGUACAAUCUUCAAUACAGAUAUGAUAGAGACAUGAUCUAUGCAAGUAUCUGCUAACAUUGUAAUAUUUAUUUAUCACAUUCUUGUAGUUACUUUAAUGCCGUGUGUUCUUAGCUGUUUCUUGCA
Molecule: messenger RNA, 747 nt
Organism: Helianthus annuus (common sunflower)
Lineage: Eukaryota; Viridiplantae; Streptophyta; Magnoliopsida; Asterales; Asteraceae
Product: transcription factor BEE 1-like
Exons: 6
Coding region: 1-678 (225 amino acids)
Biological process (GO): regulation of DNA-templated transcription
Cellular component (GO): myosin complex; nucleus
Molecular function (GO): DNA-binding transcription factor activity; cytoskeletal motor activity; ATP binding
Source: RefSeq, a predicted model, not a curated record